UCAAGUCUUUUCUUUUCCUGGUUGUUCCAUUUCAGCCCCCACUACUUUCUCAAUCUGUCUCCAAAAGUCACCGUCACCAUUUCCGAUUCUGCAGAGAAACAGUAGUAAACUCGAAACUACAGAGUCUUCCCUCAGUCCAAACUCUUGUGCAUCAGAAUAGUCAAAUCUCCAUUCUCAUGUUCUAGUCCAACUUCACAGCCCCUCAUGCUUCUACAGCUGGGGCUGUAAUUCACUUCAACAAGAAAUAAUAAGUAAUCGAUUAAUCAGUAAUCACUAAACCCUAGCUAUGGUAUUCAAAGGUCGAUUUUUCUCAUCUAAGAAAUCCGACCCAUCAAGCCCAGAUGGAUCCUCCAACAACAGUCCACGAUCCCUUGGGUCCAAUUCCCCGAUCCGAUCCGACAAGAAGAAGUCUAAGUCCACUUCUACUUCUACUUCUAACUCUCCUAUUACCCCAUCUUCCAUUUCAACAUUUGCUACUAAGAAAAAAGAUGUUAAAGGUAAAGAAAGUCCGAGCCCGAGUCCGACUUCCACUAAGAAUCCGGCUAAGGAAGUGGGGCCUACGUCUGUAUCAGUGUCGCCGAUUGUGGCAUCAUCGUUGGGAUUAAAUAAGAUAAAGACUCGAUCUGGGCCGUUGCCACAGGAGAGCUUUUUUGGGUAUGCUAGUAGAGAUAAGGGGAAUUCACUGGGUGCUAGCAAUCUGUCAAAGAAUGUAGCGGGCCCGUCGAGUUCUAUCUCGGGUAAGAAGAGUGUUGAGAAGAAGUCAGUGAUGGGUUCCGCGGAUAAUGUGAGAAAUUCAGAUAGUAUGUCCUCUGAGAGUGGUCAUUCCAGGGAGCAAAGUCCACGUGUACCUGGCCCAUCAAGGCUGCAGAAUGGUGAAUCAUCUUCUGAAGCAGGCCAGUUCAGUUCAUCUUGGGGCUAUUCUGGAGGUCUGAGGAGCUCAGAUGUUACUCCAGAAUUGAAGGCAUCUUAUGAAUGUGACAACCCAAAGGAGUCUGAAUCACCACGCUUUCAAGCUUUACUCCGGGUAACUAGUGCUCCUAGGAAAAGGUUUCCUGCAGAUAUAAAAAGUUUUUCGCAUGAACUAAAUUCCAAAGGUGUACGGCCUUUUCCAUUCUGGAAACCUCGAGGAUUAAACAACUUGGAGGUAAUUCAACCGUUUUGCAAGCUUCAUGUUACUUUUCUAAUUUUGCAGAUGAAUGAACUUGCCGAUAUUGCUCGAUGUGUGGCAAAUACGCCUAUAGAUGAUGAUCGCUCUUUGCCUUAUUUGCUUUCUUGCCUUGAAGAUUUAAAAGUUGUGACUGAGCGCAGAAAGUUGGAUGCGCUUACUGUGGAAACAUUUGGAACUCGCAUUGAAAAGCUGAUUCGGGAGAAGUAUUUGCAACUAUGUGAGCUGGUCGAUGAUGACAAAGUUGAUCUAACGAGCACUGUUAUUGAUGAAGAUGCUCCCUUGGAAGAUGAUGUUGUACGUAGCUUGAGAACCAGCCCAAUUCAUUCUAAAGAUCGUACGUCUAUUGAUGACUUUGAGAUUAUCAAACCAAUUAGUCGCGGGGCAUUUGGUCGGGUUUUCUUGGCGAAAAAGAGAACAACUGGGGAUCUCUUUGCAAUUAAGGUCCUGAAGAAGGCAGAUAUGAUACGCAAGAAUGCCGUUGAGAGUAUUUUGGCAGAACGUGAUAUCUUAAUAUCAGUUCGAAAUCCCUUUGUGGUUCGCUUCUUCUAUUCAUUUACUUGCCGUGAAAACUUGUACCUUGUGAUGGAGUACUUGAAUGGUGGGGACCUAUAUUCAUUGCUGAGAAAUCUAGGCUGCUUAGAUGAAGAUGUCGCUCGUGUUUAUAUAGCUGAAGUUGUGAGAGUUAGUUUUAAUUGGUGUAACUUUUUCCAGUUGACAGACUUUGGGCUUUCUAAAGUUGGUCUUAUCAAUAGCACAGAUGACUUGUCUGGUCCAGCAGUCAGUGGGACAUCCAUGAUGGAAGAUGAUGAAUCUCACCUAUCUGCAUCUGAGCAUCAGCAGGAGAGGCGGAACAAACGUUCUGCAGUAGGUACACCAGACUAUUUGGCGCCAGAGAUCCUUCUGGGAACAGGGCAUGGUUUCACAGCUGAUUGGUGGUCUGUGGGUGUUAUUCUCUUUGAGUUGAUUGUCGGUGUUCCUCCUUUUAAUGCAGAGCAUCCUCAGAAAAUAUUCGAUAAUAUUCUCAAUCGUAAGAUACCUUGGCCAGGGGUUCCUGAUGAAAUGAGCGCUGAAGCACAAGAUCUGAUUGAUCAGUUACUAACAGAAGAUCCUAAUCUGAGGCUUGGGGCCAGCGGAGCAUCAGAGGUGAAGCAGCAUCCAUAUUUUAGAGAUAUUAACUGGGACACACUGGCUAGACAGAAGGCUGCGUUUGUGCCUGAAUCAGAAGGUGCACUGGAUACUAGUUACUUCACNCUGUUGGAUGCAUUCUUAAAUCGCUUUAAGAGGAUGACAUACUGUUUUAAUGUUAUCUGGAUCUUCUUUGAUCUUUUCUUCUACCUUUAUGCUGCGAUACCACUAUUUUUUUUCACUUUCUUCCAACAGAAUCUCUCCCAGCUUGCAUCAAUCAAUUAUGAUUUGCUUACAAAGGGUUGGAAAGAUGAUCAUCCGUCAAAUCCUAAUGCAUAGCCACUGGGAACAGCGGCUGUAUAGUAUUCAAACCUCGGUCUCUUGGGCUGAUAGAAUCAAACAGAACGUGGGCCAAUCAUCUCCCUGUCUUUACACCUUGUAAAUAUAUAGAAGCAGCUUAAAGAUCACGAUGAGGACUACUGGGGAUGUUCGUCAUACAGAGAAAUCUCAUGCUGUGAGGUUGUGCUUUGAAUCGUUUUAUUUAUAGUUUGGCAACCUUGUGUCUCAUGCAUGGCCAUGAGAUGCCUUGUGGUUUUUGACUUCAGGCUUUUGAUUGUUUUGUAAAUGUCCCUCCACAGCAAUGAGAACACAUCUCCUGUUUCGAAAGGGAUUGGACUUGUUGCCUCAAAUUUUGCCUUUUGUAGUCUCUUCCAUUCCUUUGAUUCUUC
This is a messenger RNA of Nicotiana tabacum (common tobacco), 3021 nucleotides long. The record is from RefSeq and is a predicted model, not a curated record. Lineage: Eukaryota; Viridiplantae; Streptophyta; Magnoliopsida; Solanales; Solanaceae.